This is a messenger RNA of Octopus sinensis (East Asian common octopus), 7714 nucleotides long. Its product is annotated as dedicator of cytokinesis protein 7. NCBI's taxonomy places the organism in Eukaryota, Metazoa, Mollusca, Cephalopoda, Octopoda, Octopodidae. The transcript is spliced from 52 exons. Bases 79 to 6732 code for a protein of 2217 amino acids. Gene Ontology annotation, molecular function: guanyl-nucleotide exchange factor activity. Gene Ontology annotation, biological process: positive regulation of GTPase activity; small GTPase-mediated signal transduction. The record is from RefSeq and is a predicted model, not a curated record.
CUUUCUACAUUAUGUCCACCACACAACAAGUGGCCGUACGAGCCGCCUGAAUGUGGUGGACAUUUGUUGCAUGCACUGAUGCUAUCCAAAAUCUCAAAGUUCCUCAGUGCUAACCUUCUUCAUCAAUUACCUUCCAGGCAGGGGGCAGCAGAAGUUCGAAAGCAGAUCCAUUCUCCAGCCAUCACCAACGAAAUACCUAAAAGUACCAGUGGAAUAAACCUAGCUGUUCUGCCACCUGGAGAAUUAAUAACGCCUGUUGAAUUUGAAGAUUUUGUGCUACAGCAUCAAGAUACUAUUGACCGAGAUCCCUUCCGAGAUCUCUUACAAUUUCCUGAAGAUGACAUUGAAAUACAGCAAGUUCCCAGGAUAUGUCGAACCCUUACACCAGUUGUACCAGAAGAGCCUGGAGCAGACACUGAUCCACAUGUUGUGGAUUGUGUUCGACUUUACACAUCGGAUUAUACCACAGUUGUACGCAAACAAGAGAAGUACAGUUUCAGUGUCUGUAACAAAGAACGGCUUCCUGACAAUGAAAACAUUAUUCAACAGGAAUAUGAGAUUGAUGUGGAAGAUAGCCUGGUGGAACAGGACAAGGACAGCACGCCAAAGCGUCAGUCAAUGCAGAUGAAUGAAACUCCUCGUGGUAGUUGGGCCAGCAGUAUAUUUGAUCUGAAGCAGUCCCAGGCUGAUCGUCUGGUAGAACCAAUUCUGGAACGGAUCCCUGCCGAAGAGGUUGACCGCAACAACGAGUCUCAGCGAAAACAAUGCAGACAAAACUCCCUUUUUAGUUUGUACCCAUCACAAGAUGAGGAUGAACUCACUGCUAGAAGAAUGAUCCCAGAAAUACCCCGAGAACAUUUUGGGCACAGAAUCCUAAUCAAAGUUUUCCAAAUGAAACUUGAACUUGAUAUUGAGCCUAUUUUUGUAUCUCUGGCACUUUAUGAUGCUAAAGAAAAGAAAAAGAUAUCUGAAAACUUCUACUUCGAUAUGAACACAGAGUCCAAUAACCGAAUGAUAAACAUGCAUGUACCCCACAAAGACCGGUCAACACGAAGCCAGAGUGCUAUAUUCAGUCUUACAUACCCUUCCCCUGAUGUUUUCCUUGUGGUUCGGCUUGAAAAAGUAUUACAGCAAGGCGAAAUCAAUGAAUGUGUUGAACCCUACAUGAAAGAAGAUAAAAUUCGAGAAGAGAAACACAAAAGCAACGCUGUACAAUUCUGCGAAAGACUUGGUAAAUAUAGAAUGCCUUUCGCCUGGACCGCCAUCUAUCUCAUGAACGUCAUUAGUGGUGCUGGCAGUCUGGAGCGAGAUUCAUCAAUGUCAUCAGAAAAAUCUGAGCCAGAGAUGUCCCGAACUGCCAGCCUAGCUGGAGUAAGUCAAAUACUCUUCGACUAUUACAGAAGAAGUGCAGCACAUGCUCCACCAUAUGAAAAUUUCCGCAGACGUCCACGUGAUGACUCCCAGGUACGCCGGGGCUCUCUUGACAGAGGGCGCACUGGCUAUGAAAAGAGGCGCAGCUGGUCACCAGAUGAUUAUGGUUCCAGUCUAGACACAUUCUCCCCUGUUACUCUAACAGUGACAAGCUUCUUUAGACAAGAAGGAGAUAAAUUGAGUGAUGACGAUUUGUAUAAAUUUUUGGUGGACAUGAAACGGCCUUCCUCAGUGUUGAAAAGACUCAAGAGCAUCUCAGGUACACUUAAAUUUGACGCUUUACCAUGUCCCGAAGAAGUUCCCUAUUCCCGAACCCCUGAACUGUAUAAAAUUUACCCUUUCCCCGAAGACAAAUUAAAAGAGAUUUGGGAAACAAAAGAGGUCCAAGAGUUUCCUUCUAAGGAGGUUUAUGUACCAUACACAUCUUACAGGAAUUUACUUUAUGUGUACCCAAAGCACUUCAAUGGUGUCAACCGCCAAGGUUCAGCCAGAAAUAUUGCUAUCAAAGUACAAUACAUGAUUGGGGAAGAAGAAAGCCAUGCUUUGAAUGUAAUAUUUGGUAAAUCCAGUUGUCCUGAAUUAUCCAAGGAAGCUUAUACAUCUGUGACAUACCAUAACAAAUCUCCACAGUUUUAUGAAGAAAUCAAAAUCAAGCUGCCAGCAAAGGUGUCAAAAUCUCAUCAUCUUCUCUUCUCAUUUUACCAUGUGAGUUGCCAGAACAAAAAGAAUGAGCCUACCCCGGUGGAAAUUCCUAUAGGAUACACUUGGCUGCCCCUGCUUAAUGAUAGUCAACUAUCUGUUGGAGAUUUUCAGCUUCCAGUUUCAAUGGAAAAACUUCCUCCUCGAUAUUCCAUGCAUUCAGAUUCACAGAAUAUAAAGUGGAUGGAUAAUCGUAAACCAUUAUUUACAGUCAAUCUUUACUGUGCAUCUUCAAUACACACGCAGGAUGAAAAUUUGAAUCAUUUCUUACAUUUAUGUCAUAUGGCUCAAGAACAGAAACUGAUGCCUCGGACCAAUGAAACCGGUUUUGAAAAUGAGUUGCAGCGCUCUGUCAUGGAUCUUGCUAAAGCUAAUGGUGAAAGUCUGGUGAAAUUCUUGACUCUGAUUUUAGACAAACUUAUUUUACUGAUGGUUCGACCACCUGUUAUUUCAGACCAAACGAUAAGUGUUUGCCAGAACUGUUUUGAAACUAUAUCAGUCAUUGUUGGGCGAAUACACAAUCUUCUAGAAGACCAAAACGACCAUCACGGGGUCAACUCCGUGUUGGCUUCAUACAUUCACUACAGCUGUACAUUACCACAUCCUGAUAUCAAUGCAGUCUCUUGCCUGGGUAGCCCUACUGGCCAAUAUCCUACCUUGGGUCGUCCAUCAUCGCUGCCAGUUAACAAACCAGGUUAUCAACGUAGCAGCAGUGAUCCCGACCUAUCAGGCAGCACACCAACAACACCAGAUGCAGAAGUUAUUCAUAUAAUGAACUUUACCAAAGGUGGUCCUCUUGAUCGAACUGGCAGUAUGAGAGGAUCUGAGUAUGGAAUUUCAACAUUCCCUAAGAUCAGAGGUAAAAAACUUGUCCAUGAAGAACUGGCAGUGCAGUGGGUAAUGGCAAGUGGUUCCAUCAAAGAAGCAACUCUUGCCAAUGCUUGGUUCUUUUUAAAUCUUAUUGUAAAAGGAAUGGCAGAACAUCUUGACAAGACCGAUAAGCUCAAUAUACAUCGCAGUUUACGCUUCAGUGAUCACUUCAUAGAAGAUGUCUACCAACUGGUGCGCAACCUUAUCAGAGAAAUUGUUUUACGUUUCAUGAAGGACCAAUCUCUCAUUCGUUCACUCAAUUCAAGUUUAGCAUUCUUCCUGUUUGAUCUGCUUUCUCUGAUGGAUCGAGGAGUGGUCUUCACCUUGAUCAAUGAAUAUUGUCGAUCAAUUUCUAGCCAAAUCGCAUGUCAAGCUGAUGCAACUAUUCUAAUGAGGUUGCGUCUUGAUUUUUUGCACAUCCUCUGCAGCCAUGAGCAUUAUUUCCCAUUAAAUCUGCCAUUUGGAACUCCGCUUACACCAUCAGCUCCAUGCAGUCCAUCUCCUAGCGUCACUAGUACAAACUCACAGAUGUCUUAUGCCUCAACAAACACUUUGACUGAUAAAGGAAUUUUCUUUGACCUCACAACUGAGUUUCGACAGCAGCAUUUCCUUUCUGGGUUGGUCCUGUCUGAUUUAGCCUCAGCUCUAGAUACAAACUUCACAACAAUCCACUACAAGGCCAUCAAUGUCAUACGUAACCUCCUCUACAACCAUGACUUGGACAUUCGUUAUUCAAACCCAGAAAUCAAAGCUCGCCUGGCAGCCCUCUAUCUGCCCUUAAUUGGCAUUGUCAUUGAUGGACUGCCUCAACUGUAUGACCCGAACCUAACCAGCCGUUCUCGUAACUCCUACCAAGACGAAGAAGGUGACCGAAUCAACCAACAUGUUGCUAUGGCGAUUGCUGGUUCGAGUGUUUGUGAGAGAGUGUCGAAUAUGAAUUACAGUGUCCAUGAGACUGAAGUAAAAACCAGAAAAUGUAUGCUGAAUGCUGACGCCACUCACAACCUCCUGAUCUGUUUUGUGUGGGUACUUAAAAAUGCAGAUUAUGCCGUUUUGAAAAGCUGGUGGUCAGACCUACCACUUACACGCCUUAGUCGUAUUGUGGAGAUUAUUUAUUUUGUGGUUUCUAAUUUUGAAUACAAGGGAAGCUUCAUUCUCGAGCAGGCUACCACUCCUCUCAAGGCAAAAUGGGUUCUGAUGAACUGUGAUAUGUUGUCCCAGUUCUCUGGUUCCGAGGAAACUCUGGAAGACUGGCAGGAUAGCCCAACACCACGGGGCUCCACUUACAAAGGCAAUGGCAUGAUCAAAUCCCAAUCAUUUCAUGAGCAAAUCUGGGAAGGCAUUCAGAGAAAGUCUCAAGAUCUGUUUCGGGGUACGGGGACAUUCCUGGGGCGUGGUGUCGGCAAAGAAGAGUCAUAUGGGCAGAUAACCCUUGACAACAUCUUACCAUUCCGCCCGCCAAGACCAACAUCUGCGGCAUCUUUGAAUGUGCUCUUGGGUAAGAAAGCAAUGAGUCAGUAUUCCCAGCAGACAUUCCGACGAAGUGUUGACAUGAAGACGCGUCUUGAAGAAGCAAUUCUCGGCCAUUCAAAUGCCAGGACAGAAAUGAUGCUAAGGCGCCGCCAAACAAGCUUCAGUAACUCAGGUGACCGUACACCUCCACCAGGGGCUUCGGAAGGAAGUCGUCUUCGCUGGCGGAAGGACCAAUUCCAAUGGAAACAGCCCCAUGAGCACUAUGAAAGUCAAAAGUUCAGCCGUGAUGUGGAAGUCGAUGCCCAUGUAGAAGGCAACCUUGCUUCAGAAGUCAGCAUGGUAGCGCUUGAUACUUUGGAACUCAUCGUACAGAUUGCACAGUCAUCAAUGGAGAUGCCUACCCUGGGUUACGCGUUGCGGGUUUUGUUACACAGUCUUGGCUUAAAUCAAAGCACUGCGGUAUUGCAACACAUGUUAGCAACACAGAGAUCACUAGUCAGCAAGUUCCCUGAACUUCUGUUCCAAGAAGAAACAGAACAAUGUGCCGAUCUCUGCCUACGUCUACUACGUCAUUGUAGUUCCUGUAUUAGCAACACACGGUCACAUGCGGCAGCAUCCCUCUAUCUACUUAUGAAACAGAACUUUGAGAUGGGCAAUAAUUUCGCACGUGUAAAAAUGCAGGUGACAAUGUCGCUGAGUUCGUUAGUUGGACAAAACCAAAAAUUUAAUGAAGAAUAUUUACGAAAAUCUCUAAAGACAAUUUUGACAUAUGCAGAAGCUGAUGUUGAGUUAGUAAACACCACAUUUCCUGCACAGGUACGUGACUUGGUAUUCAAUUUACACAUGAUCCUGUCUGACACCGUGAAAAUGAAGGAAUUCAAUGAGGACCCAGAAAUGUUAAUAGAUCUAAUGUACCGUAUAGCAAAGGGCUAUCAGACAUCGCCCGACCUACGGCUCACCUGGUUACAAACUAUGGGAUGCAAACACAGUGAGCGAAAGAACAAUGCAGAAGCUGCCCAUUGUCUCAUUCAUGCUGCGGGUUUGGUGGCAGAGUACCUCAAUAUGUUGGAAGACAGGCCUCACCUGCCGGUGGGCUGUGUCGACUUUCAGAAAAUUUCUUCCAAUGUUCUUGAAGAAAGUGCAGUAUCUGAUGAUGUUGUUUCACCUGAAGAAGAAGGUAUUUGUACUGGCAAAUAUUUUUCAGAGAGUGGCCUUAUUGGUCUUUUGGAACAGGCCUGUGGUUCCUUUUCAAUGUGUGGCAUGUAUGAAGCUGUGAACGAAGUAUAUAAAAUUUUGAUUCCAAUACAUGAAGCAAACAGGGAUUAUAAAAGGUUGGCGCACAUCCAUAAUAAAUUACACGAAGCUUUCACAAACACCAUCAAAAUGGAAGGAAAACGAGUUUUUGGAACUUAUUUCCGAGUUGGUUUCUAUGGUCAUAAAUUUGGAGACCUUGAUGGAGAAGAAUUUAUAUACAAGGAACCAGCCAUUACAAAAUUACCAGAAAUUUCUCAUCGACUUGAAUCAUUUUAUGAAGAUCGCUUUGAUGUUGGAAAUGUUGUUAUGGUGAAAGAUUCAAACACUGUAGAACGACAAAAGCAAGAUCCCGAAAAGGCUUAUAUACAAAUCACUUACGUUGAGCCCUAUUUUGAUGCCUACGAAAUGAAGGACCGGGUGACCUAUUUUGAGAAGAACUAUAACAUAAAACAUUUUAUGUAUGCCACUCCUUUCACACAAAAUGGCCGUGCACAUGGAGAACUCCAUGAACAGUUCAAGAGAAAAACUAUUCUAACAACAUCUCAUGCAUUUCCUUAUGUUAAAACCCGACUGGCUGUUAUACACAGGGAACAGAUUAUACUUUCGCCUAUUGAAGUAGCAAUAGAAGACGUUCAGAAGAAGACCAAAGAAUUGGCACUUGCAUUGAGUCAGGAACCACCUGACCCCAAGAUGUUACAGAUGGUGCUACAAGGUUGCAUUGGGACAACAGUAAAUCAGGGUCCAGUAGAGAUUGCUCUUGUAUUCCUUAAAGCUGAACCAAACCAAACCCAUGGAAAACAUCAUAACAAACUUAGAUUGUGCUUUAAAGAAUUUUUGAAACGAUGCUUGGACGCUCUACAAAGAAACAAGACACUGAUAACAGUUGAGCAAAAGGAAUACCAAAAAGAAAUGGAGAGAACAUUCCACAAUAUUCGUGACAAGUUGUAUCCAUUGAUAUGUUCCUCAACAGUCACACUGAAACGAGCCAAACAUAAGAGGCCCUGAUUGAAUACCCUUUCUAUUUUACUGAUAAUAAUCCUAUCAACUAAUAUUUUUUAAAGACAGAGCUCGACGGAUACAUUCUCCAAACAGUUCCCUUGUGUGAAAUACGAAAGACAAGCCCGACCAGACAGCUACUGACAGUCAUCCUUGUUCUGCCUUUUAUUGUUGUUGUUGUUAAAGAAAAAAAAAUUUGGGGUGGGGUAGUCACUAAGGUUAUUCUUAUUGCUACCAUGCUCAAUCCUACAGCUAUUGUUGCAAUUUUUUCCACUUGCCAACCUCCACAGACUUUUUACUACAUAGUGAGUGUGUGUAUGUGUAUAUAUAUAUAUAUAUGUAUAAAUAUAUGUAUAAAACUAUCAGCUAUUGUUGCAUUUCCCCACCCAACCUCCCAGCAUCCCAUGAAUAUAUUUUUACCAUAUACAUACAUGGAUGUGUGUAUGUGUGUGUAUGCAUUUAUAUAUACACAUGCAUACAGACUAUCAACAAUUGUUGCAUUUCCUCUUUCCAAUAACCAGUGAUUUCUCUUUACCCUGUAUGUGUCUGUAUGUAUGUGUGUGUAUAUAUAUAUGUAUGUAUAUAUAUAUAUAUAUAUAUAUAUUAUUAUAUUCACUUCUAUACAGACACACACAUUCAUGGGAUCACACAUUUAUAUACACAUAAAUAACAAAAUAUACCAACUACCAGUUCCUGGUGCGUUUGUUCAUCUGAUAACUUUCAGUGACUUAUUACACAUACACACACAGACACACCCAUGCACACACUCACACUUAACCUAAGAAAGAUGGAACAAGAAACACACACACACACACACACCCCAACAACCUUUGAAUAUGUAUAGUUUUAUUAUGUCCAUGUCUAGUCUACCUUCCUCUCCAGUAUUUAAUAGGUAAAAAACACUAAAUAUCUCCAUAUUUACACAUCACAUCAAAUCAAUAAAACAGCAAAUCAAUACCAAUUGCUUUCUGACAAUAUAUUUUCAACAUUA